This is a messenger RNA of Drosophila ananassae, 6935 nucleotides long. RefSeq names its product DNA polymerase theta (gene DNApol-theta). Gene Ontology annotation, biological process: DNA-templated DNA replication; double-strand break repair via alternative nonhomologous end joining. Gene Ontology annotation, molecular function: ATP binding; DNA-directed DNA polymerase activity; DNA binding. The record is from RefSeq and is a predicted model, not a curated record. NCBI's taxonomy places the organism in Eukaryota, Metazoa, Arthropoda, Insecta, Diptera, Drosophilidae. The transcript is spliced from 7 exons. The coding region runs from base 155 to 6562 and encodes 2135 amino acids.
GAUUCAAUAUUUCCUUUCCCAUCCCUACAUCUUUUUGCAAAAAGACAGUGGAGUUGCCAGAGGCCUGCAGAGCCGCCACUUUUUUAAUUCAUAUUUUGAUUAUUUAUUUUCUUUUUUUUUUACUUUUUAUUUAUGAAUGCAUAAUAUAUAAAUUAUGGAUUUCUCACAAUCCCUUAACUUCGGGAAUAGUACCUUGCUACAGCUUGAAAAAGGAAUUCAAGAUGCUGGUAAGGAUAACGACUUGCAUGCAAACGCCUCAAGUGGGAAACAUGUUCGGGACACUACUGGAAACAUAGAAGACAACUACUCUGACUUCUUCAAGAGCGACUUCUCAAUAGUCAUCCAAAAGUCAGACGAUCCCUUUGAGUCUCAACCACACUUUAAUGUGUCCCACAUCGAGGCAAUACUGGGCAUCUCACACAACGAAUGCGGAAAGCCACUUUCCCCGACAACAAUAAAUUCCCGUCUCUGUUCCGAGGACGUGUUUGGGGACGAGGAUGAGGAGCAGGCGCCCCAACCAGAGCCGGAGGAACAUCCGACAACUAUAAAUUCCCAUCUCUGCUCCGAGGACGUGUUUGGGGACGAGGAUGAGGAGAAGGCGCCCCAACCAGAGCCGGAGGAAAAUCUGGACGAAAGCAGUUUUUUGGCACCCGUUCGAGAUCAGCGAGCCUCGGAGCAGCUAAAGGUCGACAUAAUGCGAAGUUGCAUGGUGGCUAAGCAGGGGGAAUUGCAUGAUGUCUCUAAGAUAACCCAGAAUCUGAGUAGCAUGUCGCCCGGCCAACUGAAACUAUCUCCCGAUUCCUUCAGUCAGGUGGAUUACGCACAAAAAAAGAAGUCUUCGGCUGCGCCAGUCCCCGUUGAUCUGCAAUCUUUAAAAUCUAUUUUUGCGUGGAACCUUCCGCCUUCGAUUUCGGCUGUGUACAAGCGGAAAGGCGUAGUCCAGAUGUUCGACUGGCAAGUGGAGUGCCUGAGCAAGAGGAGCGUGCUGUUCGAUCAUUGCAACCUGGUCUACUCCGCACCCACGUCCGCGGGAAAGACACUGGUCAGUGAGAUUCUACUCAUAAAAACUGUCUUGGAGCGCCGCAAGAAGGUUCUUCUCAUUCUGCCGUUUAUCUCGGUGGUGCGGGAGAAGAUGUUCUACUUGCAGGACCUCCUAGUUCCAGCUGGCUACAGGGUAGAAGGGUUCUUUGGUGGCUACAACCCACCUGGUGGCUUCGAAAAUAUUGAUGUCGCCAUCUGUACAAUUGAGAAAGCGAACUCCAUUGUAAAUAAACUCCUCGAGCAGGAUAAACUCGACUCAAUUGGCACUGUGGUUGUGGAUGAGGUGCAUCUAAUCUCGGAUAAGGGACGUGGCUACAUCCUCGAGCUUUUGCUGGCCAAGAUCUUGUAUAUGUCGCGUCGCAAGUCCCUCCAAAUCCAGGUGAUUACUAUGUCGGCCACCCUGGCGAAUGUGCAGCUACUUCAGCGCUGGUUGGAUGCCGAGCUUUACAUCACCGACUACCGUCCAGUUGCCUUAAAAGAGAUGAUCAAGGUGGGCACAAAAGUUUUCGACAACCAACUACAGUAUGUCCGCGACGUUUCCCAGCAGUCGGAGCUACAACAGGCAUUGGGCAACGACUCCGAUCAUGUGGCUCAGCUAUGCAUAGAAACAUUGCUAGAAGGCUGCUCUGUAAUUGUAUUUUGUCCUUCCAAGGAUUGGUGCGAGAACCUGGCCGUCCAACUAGCCACAGCCAUGCAUGCCCUGAUCAAAUCUGGCUCGGAUCUGGGCCGUCGUCUGCGGUCUAACCUUAGCCCAGAGGCCCUCGAAAAUGUAAAGCAGCAACUAAGAGAUAUUCCCACAGGCCUCGAUGCCGUCAUGUCCAAGGCUGUAACUUGUGCCUGUGCAUUCCACCAUGCUGGCCUCACCACCGAGGAGCGUGACAUCGUGGAGACCGCCUUUAAAAGUGGGGCUCUGAAGGUUCUGGUGGCCACGAGCACUUUGAGCUCCGGGGUAAACUUGCCCGCUCGAAGAGUGCUAAUACGGUCGCCGUUGUUUGGGGGGAAACAAAUGAGUUCACUUACCUAUCGCCAGAUGAUUGGUCGAGCUGGGCGUACAGGCAAGGACACCCUGGGCGAGUCCAUACUCAUUUGUACCGAAAGCAAUGCGCGAAUAGGACGUGAACUUGUUACUGCGCAGCUGCAACCCAUCUCAUCCUGCUUGGAAAUGGACGGAAGUACGCAUCUCAAACGAGCCCUACUAGAGGUUAUUUCAUCUGGAGUGGCCACCACCAGACAGGACAUCGACCGAUUUGUCAAUUGCACUCUAUUAAGUGCUCAAAAAGCCAUGAAAAACGACGAAAAUCCAGUAGCAGAUGAGGAGUCGGACUCCAACUACAUUAACGAUGCCCUGGAUUUCCUCAUUGAGUACGAGUUCAUCCGUUUGCAGACAGACGAGGAGACUGAGACUUCUGCAUAUGUGGCCACACGGUUGGGAGCGGCCUGUUUAGCUUCUUCCAUGCCACCGACCGAUGGCCUUCUUCUCUUUGCCGAGCUACAGAAGUCUCGACGCUGUUUCGUUUUAGAAUCAGAGCUGCAUGCUGUCUAUUUGGUCACUCCAUACACCGUGUGCUACCAGCUCCAGGAUCUCGAUUGGCUAAUAUACCUGGACAUGUGGGAGAAGCUGAACCCGGCCAUGAAGAAAGUGGGUGAGCUGGUAGGCGUAAAAGAAUCAUUUCUGGUUAAGGCGAUGCGAGGCCAAACCAAUCUGGACUACAAACAAAUGCAGGUGCACAAGCGCUUCUAUACCGCCCUGGCCCUGCAGGAGCUAGUUAACGAAACUCCUAUCAAUGUUGUGGUUCACAAGUUCAAGUGCCAUCGCGGGAUGCUCCAGACUCUCCAACAAAUGGCUUCCACAUUUGCUGGAAUUGUAACUGCGUUCUGUACGUCACUCCAGUGGUCCACGCUUGCCUUGAUUGUGUCCGAGUUUAGGGAUCGACUGUACUUCGGCAUCCACAGCGACUUGAUCGAUUUGAUGCGACUGCCCGAUUUGACCCAAAAACGUGCCCGAGCUCUCUUCGAUGCCGGCUUUAAAAACUUGGUGCAGUUGGCUGGCGCAGAUGUACUAGCGCUGGAGAAAGUGCUCUUCAACUCAUUGAGUUUCGACUCCGCCAAGCAGCACGACCACGAGAAUGCAGAGGAGGCGGCCAAGCGCAAUAUGGUGAGGAAUUUCUUCAUCACUGGCAAAGCGGGAAUGACAGUCGCCGAAGCUGCCAAGUUGCUCAUUAGUGAAGCCCGCCAAUUUGUGCAGUAUGAGUUUGGAGCUGGGAGCAUUAAGUGGACGCAGGAACAACCAGGUGAAACAGAACAAAAGUUAGAGGAUGGUGCCACGGAGGCUAACAUGAAGGUGCCCUUAAAUGAUAGUACUACUAAGCGCAGGAAAUCAAAGAAAAACUUGAAACUUAUUGAAGAGAAUGAAAAUCGUUCUCAGCAGCAGGCGCCACUAAAAAGAAUGGUCAGUGAAGAACAAAGCAUUGCUCUUAUUUUAUCUCCGCCUAAACAACCAAAAGUAGCUUCUGCCAAUGAACCCAUCCUACAACCAGGAAUGAUCGAUACUAACUCGCAGAUCGCUAGUCUGGGACAAACAUGGAACCAGCCUUCGACAAGUACUGUUCCUGUCCAACAGACAAGGAGUGGCUCAACUGAAAAAGUACAAAUAUUAAAUUGUCUUGAAAUCGCACCGAACGGUGCUGUUACCGAACGAGUAUUUCAGAAUCUACCACAACAUAUUCUUACUGGGAAGCCAUCUCCAUUAAAACAAACCCAGUCGAUGGCAUCUAAGAGAGAGUCUAAGCAGAAGACACCAAAGAAACCAGAAGUUAACAAAACUGGUACAUCGUCCAAUGGGUUAGUUCCGGAGAAUCCGAUUUUAAAUCCACAAGAGCUUUUGAAAAAGGAAGUUGAAGAACGCAAAAGAAUUGCCCAGAUGAAGAUGAAUCAGAAACUGGAACAAAUGCAAAAUCAGCGGCAAACCCCUGUCGGUAGUACAAUGACUGUAAUGGACGCCUAUCCGAAGAAGGGAUUAGUUGAACCAACCUCCCUGAUGCCUCUGCAAACCGACGCCCACGACAAUCGUAAGUCCCCUUCUUCGAGUGACAUUUCGGUAAGUGUAGGGUCUUCUUCUGAAGCCUCGAAUACUACGAGUCGCACCUCUUCGAGAAAAGGUUCUGCGAUUGAAGAGGAUCUCUUUCUAAGCGAUGACUCUUUUAUGAUGAGCUCUGGAGUAACCGCAGCCCUAACGGCGGUAGAAAGGAAGACUCCAUUAGAGGUGCUGCCGGAGACAGACGAGAUUCCCAGCUCCCAGCCUAAGGAACCAGAAACUGUUGCUCCAUUGACUCCCCACGCUUCGCGACUCAUUAGAUCCCAUAUACUACGAACACAGCGCCUUCAGUCAAGUCCCAGAUCAAUAACAUCCCAUUCAUCGACAAGUUCCUCGAGUGCACAAGGAACGGAAGGCACAGAUACAUCUGAUGCAUCUUCGGCAGUGGAAUGCUCAGACUUCACUCUGGAAAAUUCUCUGUUCAAGCAUCCCCUCGAGUUGAAUGCGUCGUAUGUUCUGUCCUGCCCCACGGAUGUUAACAAUGCCUCAAGUUUAACAAAAAUAUCUAUAACGGACGUAUGUGAAAGUAAUCACUUGUUCGAAAUAGCAACCAAGAAACUUUCGGAGGCGACUACUUGUGGACUGAGCGUGGGAUUGAAGUCUCAUGCUGGAAAUUCAAAGCCACUGAUCGGUGCUAACUUGCUUAUAAACCAAAUGGGGGAAUUGGAACAGGGGGAAGCGACUAACUCCCAAAUCCUGUUCCAAGUAGACGACAGCACGUAUAUUGACUGCUUAUCCUUUUGCGUGGAUAGCCAUUAUGUAGUCCAUUUCAAAAUGCAAGAAGAGAAGGGACGCGGAGUGUCCACAAGCUUGAAACUGCAGGAAAUUAGCAAGAUCUUUGCCCGUACAGAUCUCACUUUGGUUAUGCACAAGACCAAGGAUCAGCUGAAGGUGAUCCUCCAGGCUAUUCCAGAAUUAAAGACAAUCGCUGUUAAGUUCGAGGAUCCCAACGUGGCCAGCUGGCUGAUGCAACCGGACAGAAACUGCAGUUUUCAAAAUAUGUGCCAGCAAUAUGCUCCGGAGUGCUUGAAUCUGCUCAAUCUCUGUGGCAGCGGCCUAGGCUACACCAGCUACGGUCUCGAUGCCUCGAGUGAAGUAUCAGCCCAGGUCAGAGCUCAAGUAGAAGCAUGUGUCUCAGUGCAUAUACUUAACGGCCAAAUGAAGAGCCUAGAAGAGCAUCAAUUCAUCAAAGUUUUCAGAGAUAAUGAAAUGCCAUUAUGCCUGAUUCUGGCCCAAAUGGAAGUUAUUGGAUUUCCGGUUAAGGAGCAUCGCCUCGGUAACCUGAUUAGCCAAAUAGCCGGCAGUAUGAAAAAGCUGGAAGCUAAGAUCUUCGAGCUGAACGGCUCUAGGUUCAACAUCAACUCAUCCCAGGCGGUGGCCAAGGUACUGGGCAUCCAUCGAAAGCCAACUGGACGCGUGAGCACAUCACGUGAAGUCCUAGAAAGAUUGGAAGCGCCUAUAGCCAAUCUGAUAUGCCAAUACCGAAAGCUGAACGCGCUGUUGGUCAAAAAUGUGCAACCGCUGAUGAAGUGCUGCCUUAAUAACAGGAUUCAUGGUCACAGCAUUACGAACACGGCAACGGGUCGCAUUUCUAUGGCCGAACCCAAUCUACAAAACGUUGCCAAAAACUUUGUAGUGGAUGUACAAGAUCGAGGCGCCAUUGUAUCUUGCCGAUCCGCAUUCAUGCCCAUGGAUUCUACGCGUUGCCUGUUGUCGGCGGACUUUUGUCAGCUGGAGAUGCGAAUUUUGGCGCAUUUAUCGCAGGACAAGGCACUUGUGGCGGCGAUGAACUCCCCAAGGGAUAUCUUCACAUCCAUAUCGGCGCACUGGCACCGGAUGAACGAGUCCGAGGUGUCGGACCAAUUACGAGAGGGAACAAAAAAAAUCUGCUAUGGAAUAAUUUACGGUAUGAGUAUGCGCAAGUUAGCGGAUGAACUGAAUGUCACGGAGCAAGAGGCUGAAGUAUUAUCCGAGCAGUUCCACUCGAAUUAUCCGGGCAUUAGGUCCUACACUAAUAGACUGAUAAAGUAUGCCCGCCACAAGGGCUACGUGGAGACUAUAACCGGACGACGUCGGUAUCUAGAAAACAUUCGCAGUGAGGACGCAGGAACAAGAAAAAAAGCCGAACGCCAGGCAGUUAACUCUACCAUCCAGGGAUCUGCCGCGGACAUUGCCAAAGUGGCCAUUAUAAAGAGUGUAAAGUAUAUGCGUCGACAUUGCCAGAAACUGUUCAUUGACGAGAAUUCGGUUAACUUGGUCCUCCACAUCCACGACGAGUUGAUGUUUGAAGUGCCCGCCGACAAAGCAAAAAAAAUAGCCAAGUUGCUGAAGGUGGUCAUGGAGGCCAGCGCUCGAUUGACGGUUCCACUCAAGGUGAAGCUGAAGAUGGGAAGUUGUUGGGGAAAUCUUGAAGAAAUCAAGGUUUAAUAAGUCUGACCAUUUAUCUAGUUUUUAUAGGAGUGCUCCAGCAGGACUACCACUGUUUAAGAUGUACCAUUUUAUUUAGUACACAUUUAUUCAGAUUUUUCCUAUUUAGUUCUACCUUGCAAAAGAAAAACCAAAGAUUGGACACAGAGUUCGUGGCACAGGAGUUAAGAUUUUGUUUAAAUCAUUGUUCAAAUAUACACGUAGUUCUCCAGACGUUUUAUUUUAUCGAACACUAUCCAAAUGGUUUAAAUAAUUUUUAAAAGACUGAAAAUUAAAUAUUUUGAGACUGCUUUUCCUCCCACUCAGUCCAUGAUCCCUUGUAAGCUUUAGCGCUGUGAAUUAAUAAAAGAAUAGUGAAUGGAUUAAAGUUUAA